Molecule: messenger RNA, 1443 nt
Organism: Kwoniella shivajii
Lineage: Eukaryota; Fungi; Basidiomycota; Tremellomycetes; Tremellales; Cryptococcaceae
Exons: 7
Coding region: 1-1443 (480 amino acids)
Biological process (GO): piRNA processing; RNA methylation; siRNA processing
Cellular component (GO): nucleus; cytoplasm
Molecular function (GO): O-methyltransferase activity; RNA methyltransferase activity
Source: RefSeq, a predicted model, not a curated record
AUGAGCAAUCGAGGUCAAUCCAACCCAAUCGAAUCUCCUGAACUCCUUUCACACUCAACUCUUCCUCAAGAUGACAGCGUCCCCGAAAGAUCGAUGGUAGAGGAAGCUACAGUGACAGGUGUCAUUUUCACUCCAGAACUAUGGAUGCAAAGACGAUGCUGGGCAUUAGACGUUCUUCGUAAGGAAGGUGUCCGAUCUGUAUUGGAUAUCGGUUGUGGUCCUGGAUCAUUACUUGAGACUUUGGUCAUUCCACCCACCACUAUCAAGGAGGAACCUAUCCUUCCCAAAAGAUCAAAUCCGCAACAUGAACAACUUCCUAGUUCGGUGGAUAGUGAUGAUGAGGAUUUCUCAAAUACAGCGCGAGAACUGUUCGUUAAGCGCUUGGGCGGUCUUGAUGUGUCACCUUCAGUAAUAUCAUCUGCUUUGAAAAUCAUUACCCCUCCAUCCUCUACGUCUAACUUUCCUCCGAAUGUCCCGAGAUGGGAGCCUCUCAAUACCGAACUAUGGUUAGGUGGUAUCGAAAAGUACAAUGCUAGAUUAGAGGGAUUCGAAGCUAUCGUCCUCUUAGAAGUGAUAGAGCAUCUAGACCCAAACGUGUUGAGCAGAUUUGGUGUUGUGACACUAGGGACGUAUAGACCAAAGGUGUUGCUGAUAACAACCCCCAACUUCGAUUUCAACGCUAAAUUCCCUCGAGCAGAAGAACACGAUUUUGCGAAGAAAGGAUUUGUCGAUCCAACAGGAAGAACAGAUCGUGUGUUCCGACACUCUGACCACAAGUUGGAGAUGACGAAUGCCGAAUUCAGGGAAUGGGCUCAAGCAGAAGCUAUCAACUGGGGAUACGAAGUUGAGAUUUCCGGUGUUGGAGUGUCUUCACAUCCAUCAUACUACCCUUCUGAUGACCCAUCUCUGCCUGGUCAGCCUAUAUAUGCUUCACAGACCGCGAUUUUCCGGAUAGCCACUGGGCUUCCACUUCGUUCACCACGUUCAGUCCGAACGGUUGAAUUACCUUUCAUGGUAGGAGGAGGUGAAUCUGCACACCCUCAUAAAUUAGCUGGACGAUACGUACAUCCCGUGUCUUUCCCUGGGAAUGGAACGAAAUCGCUGCCUGAGGAAAUCAGAAAAACGGUGAAGGAAUGCUUCACGAGAUGGGAUAUAGAACAAGUCAGUUUGGAUGAAUUAUGGGGAGUUGCAGAUGUAGCAGGGAAAUGUGCUGGAAGUAAGAGGCAUCUAGUCGGCUCACUUGGUGGAUGGGGGAACUGUCCAGGGAUAGAAGUAAAUAACGGAUCAGAAUUGGAAUUCGAAGUGAGAAAGGAGAAGGGCCGGGAUCUAAGCGUCAGAUGGAGGACUUAUGUGCGUCGAGAUAAAGAUGAAAAGGAAGAAUCAUGGGGCGAAUCAGCAAGUAAAGAUAUAUCGAAGGACACGAGUGAGGCAGGAGGAUGGUAG